AUGGAACUUCCUCAGCUAGGUGAACAUUGUUCUGUCAAAACAUGCAAUCGAUUAGAUUUUCUACCUAUGAAAUGUGAUUCAUGUAGUUCUAUUUUUUGUAAAGAUCAUAUAAAAUACGACGAACAUCAAUGUCCAUUAUCGUUUCGUAAAAAUGUUCAAAUACCAAUUUGUCCUCUAUGUAAUCAAGCUGUUCCAUAUGAAUAUCGUGAUCAAUCACCUGAUCGUCUUGUAUCUGCUCAUAUAGAUCGUGAUUGUAAAUCUGAUCCAGCAUUAAAAAAACGUGCAAAAGUUUAUACAAAUAAAUGCUCUGUUUCAUCAUGUAAACAACGUGAAGCGAUUCAAGUUAAAUGUGAGAAAUGUUUAAAAACAUUUUGUUUACGACAUCGAUUUCCUGAUGAUCAUAAAUGCCAAAGAUUAGAAAAUCAGCAUAAUGAAGAUGCUUCAAUUGCAUUAGCAAUGAAAUUAUCAUCAAACCAAAAAACUCAAGAAGAAAAUGAUUAUCUUUUAGCAAAAGCUUUACAAGAAAGUGAACGAGAAGAAGCUCAACGACGUCGAACCACUGUAAGUAUUAAGAUUAAAGUAUUCGUUUAG
Rotaria sp. Silwood2 is the source of this 591-nucleotide messenger RNA. NCBI's taxonomy places the organism in Eukaryota, Metazoa, Rotifera, Eurotatoria, Philodinida, Philodinidae. The record is from the annotation of a GenBank genome assembly.